Ciona intestinalis (vase tunicate) is the source of this 414-nucleotide messenger RNA. The record is from RefSeq and is a predicted model, not a curated record. NCBI's taxonomy places the organism in Eukaryota, Metazoa, Chordata, Ascidiacea, Phlebobranchia, Cionidae.
ACACAACAGUCGCUAAAACACGCUAUACGAGCAAAAAACUGCUAAGUAAGAAUGCCAAAUAAUAAAUGCGUGGUUGAUAAAUAUGUUUUACGUUAUUAUACCAACGAAAUGUUUUAUUUUUGAAGACGAUGAAUUGAAUUGGAUUAAAAAGAUGGAAAAGUUAGAUUCAAUAAUGGAGGAUAAAAAGUCGGCGGGAGAUGCUAAAAUGACUACUGGAACGAACGAUUUCGGAAUUCAAUUACAAUGUGAACCAAAACCAACAUCGGUUCAUGAAUUACGACCACAAGAUGUCGACGUAGUCGGAGCUAUGGGCGAUUCUAUUACUGUAAGUUAUUUUGAAGAUGAUGUUUAAUCUCUGCUGUUGUUCCGUAAAGUGUGUGAACUUGCUCUAACUAUCUUACACAAAGUUACAUA